Molecule: messenger RNA, 1679 nt
Organism: Penaeus vannamei (Pacific white shrimp)
Lineage: Eukaryota; Metazoa; Arthropoda; Malacostraca; Decapoda; Penaeidae
Source: RefSeq, a predicted model, not a curated record
AUCCCGGUGAGGUCACGGCUCAGGGGUGGGCAGGGCGGAGGUGCCGGGGCGCGUGUGUCGCCGCUUAGGAUUACUUCGCCGCCGGUGCCAGGAAUUAGAGCGGCGACGGAGGGGGUGCCAGCCGGAGGUCAGUUCGUGCCAGGCUGGCACCAAGAGCAGAUUGGAACCGAGUGCGGCCAGAAUUUCGUGGGGAUAUUGGGGUUGGUGUGGUUGGUGCGGGUCCUUAUCUCGCCCGUUUGGUGGUGUAUAUUGUGUCUUAUAUGCAGCACGUGUUGUGUGCAAGCAAGUGAUUGGGUGCGUGGCUCCGAAGCGCAUGAGCACAGACAAAGCUCUAGAUGGGCUCGAGUGUGACUCACCAAUCUUCGGUGGUUGAUAGAAAGGCAUUACCUAGCGGCGCCCGAGUGAGCCCUAGCUAGUUCGAGAGUGCGAGUCCUAGGGUGCAGGUGUUGGCUGGCAGAGGCAGUGACAGAGCACCUGGCGACGGCCACCCAUCUGGCGGUGACGUCGUGCCAGCUACGGUGCCCUAGCGUGCCAGGGAGGUGCUGCCCGUAGCCACAGCCGCGGAGGGGCCUCGGAAACAGGACGCCCCGGCCCGGAUAACCCUCGCACGCCCCUCCGCCUCCGCAGCACCUGGAGCCUCCCACCGGCGGCCCUCUUACAGGUGUCAUGUGACUCGGCGGUGUUGUCGUCGCGCGGGUCGCCAGGUACGCAGUGGGGGCGAGGGACGGAAUUGACAAGGAGCGACCGCCGCUACUUAGGCAUGAGCUACGCGGUGGGCAAGAGGCGCGCGGGCGCCAGCAGCGUAGGGCCGGAGCAGCUCAGGCGAGGCGACGAGGCGACGUGGCCCUCGGCAGAGAGUGCUGCCCGCAGGCCUCAGACUGGGGCCCCGGAGCAGCACGCGGGGGCGGCGUCGCCCCUCCGAGACGCCACGCCGCGCCGCAACUGCCAAGAAAUGGAGUCGGAGGGAGAAAUUCCUUUCAUAGACGAUGAUGACGAUGGUGGCGAUGGCGAUGCUUGUGAUGGUGGCGGGGGCAGGGAUAAGGAACAGGGGGUGGACGGGACGCGUGAUGGGAACGCAGGGGAAGUGAGCAUCACCCUCCGGAACAAAGUGACGAGCAGCUCGAAGCAGAAGCGGAGGGCCGAGUUCAUCCUCUCCGCCCCGCCCAGCCCUUCGUCGCCCCUCCUGUGCCCGUUCUCCUUCUCGCCCUCCGCCGCCACGCCAGCCGCCGCCCCCCCUCGCGCCUGCACUUCGCCAGCCCAGAUGUGCAGCGCCCCCGCCGUCCCCGCCGCGUCGGCCUCGUCCACCAGCAACUCCGCCUCCACGCCCGCCUCCUCCUCCAUCGCCGGCAGGUUGGUGUCUGCCAGAGCCAAGGCGGAGGCCAAGGAGCUGGUCAUCUUCAGGAGGAAGCGAGGAAGGCGGGCGAAGGACAGCAAGAACGCUAACAGGUGCGGGUGGGUGGCCCAGGACGCGGCCAUUGAAGAGGAGGCGAAGGGGGCGGCGUCGAUUGAGGAGGAAGAGGAAACGGACUCGCACGGAGAACCAGCGACCAGCUCAACAAACACCGCAAGCAGCACAGGCAGUACCAAAAGUACCACGAGCACCGAAGGAACCGUGGGCAUUGCGAGUACCACGAGUAGCGGAGGUACCACGGGCGUUCCAAGUACCACGAGCCCGAGUA